AUGGGGCUCUCCAAGACGAACAGGAUCUUGAUCCUGCUAGUCAUCGAUACAGCAUUUUUCCUACUUGAAUUAAUCACUGGUUAUGCCGUCCACUCCCUUGCUCUUGUCGCCGAUUCCUUCCACAUGUUGAAUGAUGUCCUAUCCUUGUGUGUCGGAUUAUGGGCCGUGAAGGUCGCAAACCGCGAGACCAGCUCCAACACUUACACCUAUGGCUGGCAACGAGCGGAGACACUCGGUGCUCUCGUCAAUGGCGUGUUCCUAGUCGCCUUGUGCAUGUCGAUUUUCCUGGAGGCGACUCAGCGAUUGUUUGAACCCCAGGAAGUGCAAAACCCCCGAUUUGUUUGCAUUGUUGGCUGCUUCGGCCUAGCUUCCAAUAUUAUUGGAUUGGCGCUAUUCCAUGACCAUUCCCACGGACCCGGCGGCGGCCACGACCACGGCCACAGUCACGAUGACCACGACCAUGAUCACGACAUCGAAGCGGGAGGAGAUCAUGAUCACGAUCACGGUCACACACCGGUCGCCGAUGAGAGCAUAGCAGGCGCUACCGCUGGUUUUGGCAAACCCGCAAGCUUGCCUCAAAACUCCCUCAUCCACUCUAACACGGACCCAUCCCGAAAACGGCGCGACACCCAGACCCGUGGCCCAAGAAGAUACAGCACUUCGGCAGGAUUUGUGAGCCUCGAUGAUAUUCCCGUGCUUCCAGAGAGACUGAGACAAGGGAUUAUCGCGGCUAGCCAAUACCGGAAUGAACAAUUCUCGGAUUCAGAGAAUGGUCAUGACGAGGAUGAGAUCCCAUCUGAGCGUUCAGGUCUUCUGAAUCACCGCGGUCGCAUCACAAACUACACAGACGAGGAAGGAGCUCCGACCAAGGUCCACAAACACCGCGAUGAAGAUGUCCACAAAUCCCACAACCAUGCUCAGCCCAAGCCCAAGGACCAUAAUAAAGGUCACAGUCAUGACCUCAACAUGCGUGGUGUCUUCCUCCAUGUCAUGGGAGACGCUCUCGGAAACAUUGGUGUGAUUGUUUCCGCACUUAUUAUCUGGUUGACAGACUACGAAUGGCGCUUUUACGUCGACCCGGGCAUUUCCCUCGUUAUCACGGUGAUCAUUCUUGCAUCCGCCAUUCCGCUGUGCAAAGCCGCCUCUCGUAUCCUCCUUCAGGCCGUGCCCGCUGGUAUGAGCAUUGAUCAUAUCAAGGAGGACAUUGAAGGCCUUCCCGGUGUCAUUGGUUCACACCACCUGCACGUCUGGCAACUCAGCGACACGAAGAUCGUGGCUUCCAUUCAUCUCCAAGUGGACACAGAGAUCAAGGGCGAAGGCUCGGAGAGGUACAUGCGUCUGGCUAGACAGGUGAGACGCUGUCUCCAUGCUUACGGUAUCCACUCUUCGACUAUCCAACCCGAGUUCGCACCGGAAAGUGAUACCGAAGACAGUGGACAACCAUCAUGCUCGCGGGACACUGAUGAGCACGUUACUAGUGGUGCAGCCAGUGUUCGGGAGGGUGACCCGCAAGCUUGCCUUCUGGAGUGCGAUGAGCACUGCGCCCGAGGAGGCCAGUGUUGCCCCAAAAAGUGA
Messenger RNA from Penicillium robsamsonii, 1575 nucleotides. Its product is annotated as cation diffusion facilitator family transporter. Gene Ontology annotation, molecular function: zinc ion transmembrane transporter activity. Gene Ontology annotation, biological process: zinc ion transmembrane transport; intracellular zinc ion homeostasis. The record is from RefSeq and is a predicted model, not a curated record. Bases 1 to 1575 code for a protein of 524 amino acids. The transcript has 4 exons. Gene Ontology annotation, cellular component: membrane. NCBI's taxonomy places the organism in Eukaryota, Fungi, Ascomycota, Eurotiomycetes, Eurotiales, Aspergillaceae.